Rubroshorea leprosula is the source of this 2273-nucleotide messenger RNA. The record is from the annotation of a GenBank genome assembly. Lineage: Eukaryota; Viridiplantae; Streptophyta; Magnoliopsida; Malvales; Dipterocarpaceae.
AAAGUGGAAAAACAAAAUGUACAGUACGGGCUCGUACGGUAUCGAAGCUCGGUAGUUGGGAGAACACUAGAGAGAGACGGGGAAGCCAUUCAACCCAGCAUCCUCCAUCGGAGAACUCCAACACACCGCCGGCGUUUACACAUAUAACUCUUAUCAUUAUAUUGUUGCCGACGGAGCCAAUUUCUGUCGACAGUAGAAGUGGGACAGAGAUGUUGAUGUGGAGGGGGAGGAAGAAGAUGAAGCACUGCUUCAACUUCUUCUCUUGUUGACAAGUUUCAUGGCCUCUUCUCAGCAUCGUUGCGUUUUCGUUGGCAAUAUACCAUAUGAUGCCACUGAGGAACAGCUUAUAGAAAUCUGCAGAGAGGUUGGGCCUGUUGUUUCUUUCAGAUUAGUUAUUGAUAGAGAAACUGGCAAACCAAAAGGUUAUGGUUUCUGUGAGUAUAAGGAUGAAGAGACAGCAUUAAGCGCACGUCGUAAUCUACAAGGUUAUGAAAUAAAUGGUCGGCAGUUACGAGUUGAUUUUGCUGAAAAUGACAAAGGUUCUGACCGCAAUCGAGAACAGGGUCGUGGUGGAGUGGUAGUUUCAACUACUGUUGACCCUCAAAAACAAUUAGGAAGCCAUGGAGAAUCUGUUCAACAGCAGCCAAUUGGUCUCCAUUUAGCGAUUACAGCAGCAACUGUCAUGGCUGGAGCUCUAGGUGGAAUGCAAGCUGGUCUGCAAUCAAAUCAAAACGGUUUACAAAGUCAGUCAGCAGCUGCUAAUGAUCCCUUAACCCUUCAUCUUGCUAGAAUGUCAAGGAAUCAGCUGAAUGAAAUUAUGUCUGAUAUUAAGAAAAUGGCUACACAAAAUAAGGAGCAAGCUCGUGAUUUGUUGCUUGCAAGACCUCAGUUACUGAAAGCUAUUUUUCAGGCACAGAUAAUGCUAGGGAUGGUGACUCCACAAGUGCUGCAGAUGCCAAACAUCCGACAGGCUCCUGGCCAACCAAUGCAGCCUUCACUAAAAGAUAGCCACCAUGGUCAGCAGCCAUCAGUUGAAAUUCUCCCUGGCUUACCCCCUCUUGCACCGAAGGUGCUGUCUGGCAUGAUGCCUAAAUUGCCAGAAUCUCAGGUGUCUGCUGUGCUGCAAACUUCUUUGGCCCACAACCAAUUUUCUGCAGCAUUACAGUCAUCUGUGAAUCCUCGAGUACAGCAUUCAAAACUUUCCAGCAACUGUGUUCUGUCUCCAGCUGCUUUGCCUACACAAUCAGGAGUUCCAAUACUUCCUUCCAUAAAUCCCUCUCUCAGACCUCAAGUUCAGGCUACUAAUUUGUCAUCGCUGAACCAGCAAAUUCAGCCUAAGUUGGCCCAAAACUCUGGACACCUUGUAGCUGCUAGUUUAGGCCAUAACUCUCAGGCACUCCCAAAUGCAGCUAUGCAGUCUUCUUUUAUACCUCAUCCAUCAGUAUCUGAUGCUGGGUUUCAGGUACAUGGGCUGCUUUGUGGUGGUGAUCUUAUCAUUCCCUCCCUGCCAGGCCCCUGUUGUCCCCCUUUUUUUUGGCCAUGGUCCCCUCCUGGCACCUCAAGAACAUCAGGCCUUGGAGAGAAAUCAAGCAGGGUUCAUGAUUCUUUGGAAGCAAUAAAUUGGCCUUCAAAACUGGCAGGAUUGGAAGAUGGAAGGGGCAGUAAUUUCUCAAUAGGGACUUCUGGUGCAUCUAAUCUACCUGGACCAUCCCAUCCAUUUGCUGUUGAUCCAAGACCUGUAACCAAAGUUAAUAGACCAGAAGUAUUGCAGCAGGCCAAUGACCAAAUUUCACAGCCACAGCUUCCCCCCGGCAUGGAAUCUGUCCUACUCCAGCAAGUGUUGAACCUAACUCCAGAGCAACUGAGUUCACUGCCACCAGAACAACGUCAACAGGUCAUUCAACUCCAACAGGCCCUCCACAAGGAUCAAAUGCAGCCGUCAUAGAAGUGCUGUCUCCAGGUUUUUUAAUCACUGGAGGGAGAAAGGUUUUCUGUUAACUUAUUUUAAUCUCAACGCUUGUAAAAUGAUAUAUCACGGCCACAUCUGAUUUAUUAUGCAAGAGCAUCAUACCAUUAAUGUAACAUUUAGAAGCCUAUUUUUAGAAUACAUGAAAGAAUCAUUGAGAGGAAUAGGAAAAUGAAAAAUUUGCAUCAUCUUCUUGUUAUUCUGCCUCCCAAGACUCAAAUCUUUUGUCACUUGCAUACAAUUUGCUUUAAGUUUUUAGCCAGAACAGAAAAGAUUGCUUGCUUGGGUUGCCUUUAAUCUGUUUCAA